Molecule: messenger RNA, 912 nt
Organism: Penicillium cataractarum
Lineage: Eukaryota; Fungi; Ascomycota; Eurotiomycetes; Eurotiales; Aspergillaceae
Exons: 3
Coding region: 1-912 (303 amino acids)
Cellular component (GO): Mis6-Sim4 complex; kinetochore
Source: RefSeq, a predicted model, not a curated record
AUGGUCUUCCCCGCGCGCGACGCGGAGGCAUCUCCAGACCCGCACGAACAACAGCUAGACACGGAUAUACAAACCAUUCGCGCACAGAUCCGCACCCUCCAACGCCGCAAACGCUUCCUAUCAUCCAGCCUCCUCUCCUCAGACUCCAUCCAAAAACACCUUCGCAAAUCAACCACAGCCCUAACCACAAUCCAAAACGAAGUCUCCCCCCUGAUCCGCGCCGCAGGUGCCCACUCCGACUCAAACCACCACCGCAUCGCAUUCGGCACAACCGCCUUCCCCUUUAAAGAUCCCGCACCAACCGCGUCGCCGGAGAAUUCAAAUCUUCUCGGUGUGCGGAUUGACGUUUGCGUACGGGUUAGGCUCAGGGUUCAUCGGCAUACUGUACCGGGGUUUAUUGAUUUGGGGAGGGUUGAGGGGGUUUAUUUGCCAUUCCCUGGAAAAGGAAGAGGACAGGGGAAGGAGGCUGAUUCUGAUGAGGAGGAGCAGGGUGAACCGCUGAAGCCGAAGAGGCAUAGUGGGAGGAGACAGGAUUUACGUGGAUUUGUUCGGGAAUUGCGCCGUGAACUUGUGGCGUGGCAUUUACGUGGUGAUGCUGUUGAGUUACUACGUGAGAAAUUGGGGUUGAGUGACGAGUCGCAGAUUGAUCCUGCGGAGCGGUUGUCGCCCGAGUCGAGAGGGGGGAUUGUCGCGCUUGCGCCUACUGCGGUGGAGGCGCGGUAUGUGCGUUUGGAAUGGGAGGAUGGGCGUGUUGGACGGUUCAAGUUGUCUAAUGCUGGGAUUGUGGAGCGCGCAGUUGUUAUCGGUGAUGAUGGAAGAGAUAAGCAGAUUGAAGAUGCGAUGACUGGUGGCGGCGGGAGGGUGGAGACUCUCCUCGAGCGACUGAGAGAGCGUGGUGCUGUUAUAGCAUAG